AUGAGUGUGGACGCUAAAAUCGUUAUAAUAGGAUGCGGAAUAGCAGGUAUAGCCGCUGCACAGCGCCUUCAUAAAUAUGGUUUUCGCAAUUUGCGCAUUCUGGAAGCCACGCAAAGAAGCGGAGGGAGGAUAAAAACUGGAAAACUGGGUAAUAACAUCAUUGAGAUUGGGGCAAACUGGAUCCAUGGCCCGUCUGAGGAGAACCCAGUAUUUUGUCUGGCUCGUCACUACGGACUUCUGGAUCCAGAGGCCCUCACCCCUGAGAACCAGGCUAUAGAUGUAAAAGAACAUCCGCCUUGGAUUUCCAUCUGGUUUACCAGUUCAGGACAGAAGCUGAAUGCUGAAGACUGUUAUCUUGCCCAGGAAUUGUUUUUUGAACUGCUUCAGGAGAGUUCAGAAUUUCACCAUCAGGGAGGUGAACCAUGUCCCAGUGUGGGUGAUUUCAUACGGUCAGAGGCACGGAAGCGAGCCGCAGAGAGGUGGACAGAUGAGAUGAGCAGGGCUCUGCGACUGUGUGUGAUCAGUAACAUGCUGAAGGUGGAGUGCUGUGUUAGUGGGACUCACACUAUGGAUGACGUGGGACUGGGAGCCUUUGGCCUGUACAAAACUCUGCCUGGAGUGGACUGUACAUUCUCACGCGGUUAUGAAAGCCUAAUCGACAACUUGAUGUCAGAGCUGCCAGGUGAUAUAGUGACCUACAGACGACCCGUCCACUGUGUCCACUGGAAUAACACAGAGAAGAGACAAAGUCCUGUGGUGAUUGAAUGUGAUGAUGGAGAGAGAAUUGCUGCUGAUCAUGUUAUUGUCACAGUGCCUCUAGGAUACCUAAAGAGGCACCAUUCAACCCUCUUCAGGCCUCCACUCCCUUUGCACAAGCUGCACUCUGUGCAGAGACUCGGCUUUGGAACAAGCAACAAAAUUUUUGUGGAGUUUGAUUCGCCGUGGUGGGAUCCUGACUGUGAAGUGAUAUACCUGGUGUGGGAAGAUGAGGAGCUUGUGGUGGAUGAAGUGCCAGAUAUACACAGAUCCUGGAUAAAGAAGAUGUUUGGCUUCAAUGUGCUCAAACCUACCAAAAGGUAUGGCCAUGUUCUUUGUGGCUGGAUAACUGGACAUGAGGCAGAGUACAUGGAGACGCUGUCUGAGCAGGAGGUCACGCACGCCGUCACGCAGCUCAUCCGCCAAUUCACAGGGAACCCUGUCAUCACGCCGAGGAGAGUCCUGUGCUCACAGUGGUUUCAUGACCCCUGGACAUGUGGCUCUUACACAUAUCCUGCAAAAUUUUGUUCAGUGCAGGACUUUAACAACCUUGGGGAACCCUUGCCUACAACAGGAGAACAGUCUCAGCCCUUUCAGGUCUUGUUUGCUGGAGAAAGUACUCAUCCCUACUUCUACUCCACCGUCCAUGGAGCUCUUUUCUCCGGCUGGAGAGAGGCUGAAAGACUCAUCUCUCACUACUCCAUCAUUAGUCCAUCUGAGCCACUCAAAUCCAAGCUCUAAGAAAAAGAAAUGCCAUGUUGAUCAUUUGAGAGGAGUUGUCAGAGUCGGAAAUCUCCAACUUUUUAAAAUAUGAGCUUAAUAAACUUUAAUAUGAGUUAAUUGAAAUAGCAUUCAAGUCAUAGCAAAGAUGGCAGGGUUGUUUUGGUGACUCUUGGUGGAAGUCUGCUGCUUCUCAGAAUUUUCAACAAAACAAUUCUUACGGUUCAGAUGUAUCAAAAGUGAUAUGACCGUGGA
Messenger RNA from Thalassophryne amazonica, 1731 nucleotides. Its product is annotated as peroxisomal N(1)-acetyl-spermine/spermidine oxidase-like. The transcript is spliced from 10 exons. Gene Ontology annotation, molecular function: polyamine oxidase activity. The record is from RefSeq and is a predicted model, not a curated record. NCBI's taxonomy places the organism in Eukaryota, Metazoa, Chordata, Actinopteri, Batrachoidiformes, Batrachoididae. The coding region runs from base 1 to 1497 and encodes 498 amino acids.